This is a messenger RNA of Diachasmimorpha longicaudata, 2178 nucleotides long. Its product is annotated as jerky protein homolog-like. The coding region runs from base 1 to 1917 and encodes 638 amino acids. Gene Ontology annotation, molecular function: DNA binding. Gene Ontology annotation, cellular component: nucleus. The record is from RefSeq and is a predicted model, not a curated record. The transcript has 4 exons. NCBI's taxonomy places the organism in Eukaryota, Metazoa, Arthropoda, Insecta, Hymenoptera, Braconidae.
AUGUUCUGUCUCCAUCGUGCGCUACCGAGCUACCCCACUAUCGCACGACAUAACCCAAUACCCAACAGUCUGGUUGAAUCCCUCACCGCGAGCCUUAACCUCAAGAUGUCUAACUCGGACAUACCUCUUGCAUCAUCAUCGUCGUCACCUCAAUCCUCGAAAGAACGCUCUCCCACGAAAAGGACUAGAAAACUUCCUGUCGAGAUUCCUCUGUGUGAAAAACUGGAAUCUCUCCAGAGGAUUCAUCUGGGCUGUCCUCGUUCCACAAUCGCCCAGGAGCUCGGUAUUGACGUAUCGACGAUAAAUGGUUGGGUAAAGAAUGAAAAUGCUAUUCAGAAAUGGGCGGCUGAGCACAAUGGCGUCAUGCCGAGGACCGCAAAGAGGAUCAAAAAAUCACCUCACGAGCUGAUAGACAGAGCAAUGUGGCUGUGGCACAGAGAGCGCAGCGCAGCUGGAGGCAUCUUCACCGGGCAUGGCACCCAGAUUCAGGCCCUUAUUUUCUGGAAUCAACUCAACAUGAGGUCAAAAUUUUCGGCAAGUGACGAGUGGUUGGCGAGGUGGCAAAGACGUUAUGGGGUCGAACUCAUGACGCAGCGAACGCCGAGAGCUGCAACUAGCGCCCCCUGGCACGCCGAUCAGCCAACGGGAGAUGAGUUGAGUGUGGACGAGUAUAAAGCUCAAUUCGCUCAGACGAUGGCAGCGGAGGGACUAACAGCCGAUCAGGUGUUCUUUUGCGACGUGAUCGGUUUGAACUGUCGACAACUGCCUGAGCUCGUGAGGAAAGUGGCCGGUUCGCCGGACGGUCACCGCCAGACGCAAAUGAAGGAGAGGGUCACCCUGAUGGCCUGCAGCAAUGCCUCUGGCACCUGGAAACUUCCCCUGGUGGUCGUGGGCAAGUGCUCCGAGCCCAGCGCUAUGAACGAUAUUGGGGAAAUCCCUGUGUGGUACAGGAGUCAGGUGAGCGCGUAUGUGACUGUACGUUUCUUCAGGGACUGGUUCAACAAAGAGUUUUACCCGAGUGUGAAAGAGUUCCUGAUCUCCAAGGGCAUUCCCCCACAGGCUAUUCUCUACAUGAACAAUUGUCUGUCCUUGCCACAAAAGAUGAAGAAGCAGAAAAUCAGGGUGGAGUUUCUUCCACACCAUGUUGCUGCUUGGCUGCAGACUUUUGAUAGGGGAUGGUUGAAAGAUCUCAAGGUCUCAUAUCGCCAGCAGCUCAUGAAAUUUAUUAUAACUAGAAUUAAUGCUGGUGACUCCCUGGACGAAGCUAUGAACAAUGUUUCUAUUAGGGAAGUCGUUUUCUGGACGGCUAUGAGCUGGAACCAACUGCCGAUCAAGAUGAUGGUCGAAUCGUGGAAGCCGCUCUGGCCCGAAAUAUCCACCCCUAAUCCUGCCCAUCUGCCUGUGGAACUCUUUGAAAAUUGGCAAGAAGUUCUAGGGAAAGAAGAAGAAUACGAAACAAAACACAGCGACAGUGGACCAUUUCACCGAAAGGACAUAGCCCUGACAAGUGAAUUCUGCGAUGCCCUCAGCAGAACUAACGCAUACCAAAGUAUAAAUAUCGUGGACAUUGAGAAAUGGUUGUACCCGAAAACAAAGAUCACUGAAGAUGAGUGCCUGAGCAAGGAUGAGAUUAUGCAAAUCACGUGGGAGGACAAUGACACGAAUCUGGAAAUUGAAGCGGAACCAGCCUAUCUCGCUGACGAGCCGCAAUUCUCUCCGGUUGAAGCUCAAGACAGUCUGAAUAAAGUCAUUGAAUACUGCUCGUCAAAUCCCCAUUAUUCCACGCAACAGAGAUUAUCCUUGAUCGCCAUUCGGACUAUCAUGCAGACUGAGAUGAUGACAAUUAAUCCGGCGACUACACCAGUUGUUCAUGAACGUCUACCGAGGAUGAUGAGGAAUGACUUUAGUCUGCGUUAAUUAAUCUUCUCGUCGUUCUAGGGAAAUGAAGAUAUGAAGAGACAACAUGUGCCAUUCUACUGUAAAUAGUAUUGUUAAAUAAUUUUUAAUACGAUGGACCACUGUGUAAAUACCGAAAAAGAACACAAAAGCUCUGAAUGUACAUAGAGAAAUGGAGGUGAGGAGUGUUUUACUCCACAGAAUGGUAUUUUUAAAAAUUUUGGAAGAUUUUCGAAACAUAUUUUGCUGAUUAAAUAAAUAAUUUUCUACUGUGUGACCCAA